Molecule: messenger RNA, 1284 nt
Organism: Mycena citricolor
Lineage: Eukaryota; Fungi; Basidiomycota; Agaricomycetes; Agaricales; Mycenaceae
Source: the annotation of a GenBank genome assembly
AUGGAAGAAGAUAAUGAAUGGGUUGAUACCAAUGAAGGCUGGGAGGAUGAAGACAAGGGCUCAGAGGCAGAGGAGGAAGAGGUGUCAGGGGAACCCCUGCUUUCGUCCGAUCAUCAUGGGAUCUUGCAUGUGACCGCGCACGCGCCAUCUGUCAGGCAUCACAUGCUUUGGACUCUGAGAUCGGGCCUCGAGGUUGCCCUUACAGCAGAAACCGAGUUCCUAGGGAUAACUGGACAAGCUUGUGAAGACCGUCGACAGCAUCAUCUGCUUCUCACUUCCAACCUUGUCCCCUCCUCCCCCUCUGCGACCAGCAUGUCCCACAUGGAAGAAGAGGACGACCCCUCCCACCCCCAACAAAGGCUUGCAAAUCUGGAGGAAGCUAUGCAACGAAUGGAGGGCCUCCUCCAUAACCUAAUCAUCAGCCAGCAACAAACUCCCCCUGCCCCUGCCCCUGCUCCGUCUCCGGCAGUGGGUCCAGGCGUACCAACUGGCCAACAAGCCAGCCCGAGACCCCUCAUCCGCCCAAACCCCCCAUUCGCAUUCGACGGGGAUCGCACCCAGGGCAAGACGUUUCUGCAUUCCGUCAAGCAGUACUGGCGGCUCCUCCCCGAGGCCUUCCAUGUGAACGGGGUAGUGUCAGAAGAACGGGUGGUACGUUUCGCCCUCUCCUACAUGUCCAAGGAUUUGGCAGCCUCCUGGUCGGAGCGUAUGUCGGAACGCCUUGUCUUCCCAUUUCCGACCUGGUCCUCCUUUGUUGCCGAGUUCAAACUCCGGUUCGUCGAGGAGAACGAGCAAGACCACGCCCUGGCACGACUGGAAACCCACGCCUACUACAUGGGAUCCCGCGACGUGUUCAAAUACACAGACGAGUUCGAUGACCUCCUCGACCUGGCAGGGUACUCCGACAACCUGGUCAAGGUCACCAAGUACCGGGCGGGUCUUGACCCCAGGAUCAACCAAGCAAUUACGACCUCCGGAAACCCACCCAGUCUCACGAACUACUCGGAGUGGCGCACCCGUGCGUUCCGCCAGUACAACGCAGAGGCGGCUGCCCGGGCUGCGCGAGGGCAGACGUUUCCUCCCCCCCGCGCCCCACUUCCUGCGGCCCCCCGGCCUCGUCCCCCCCGGCAAUCCUCCCACCGGGCAUUCCCAUGGAGAUUGACCGCACCCGAGCCUGCGGCGGCGUUCGCCGCACCUGCUUCCGAUGCGGCAGCCCCGGACAUCUGGCCCGGGACUGCCCGACCCCUGCCGAUGUCCGGCACGUCGAUGUCCUGGACGAAGUAA